AUGAAGGUUAAUAGAGUUUUAUUAUAUACACUUCCUGUAAUCGGUAUUUUGUUGGCUGGAUCUUUCCUUAUAUAUAAUUUUACGAGGAAAAGACCAGAAAAGGUGGAUCUAGUCUCAGAUCUUUCUAAAUUAAAAGAUGAACUAAAAAAGACCGAAGAUGAAUGGGCACGUGGAGUUGAAGAAAUGCAAAAGGAUCUUGCAGAUAAAGCAAGAGAAGAACAUAAAAAAACAAUGGAUGAACUAGAUAAACAACAAAAGGAACAGAUACAAUCAUUUGAAAAACAUUUUAAAGCUAGGUAUACUGAAAUUCCUAGUGUAGACUUUAUUUUGGAUGUUAGUCUUCCAGUAACUACUCCUACUAAGUAUCAAUCAGGAUCUCAUAUUGUGUCACUUAGUAAAACUACAUUUACAAGAGAUCCUGAACUUGUAGAUUACACCCAUACACUUGAAGGUCAAAAUUUUGAAGUUGGUAGCUUACAAUUUUGUGGGAAAAAGUACAAAGUUCCUAAAAUCAAAACUAAUAUGAUCACUUCAAUUGCAUUUAAAAAUGAUCCUGGGUUCUGUUAUUUUUUGUUGGUGCCAGGACCAGCCUCUUCUCCAACAUUUUUCAAAAACAACGGAACUGAUUUUGAAAUUUGCUAUAAAUAUCCCAAUAUUAAACAAGAAAUGUUAGAACUUGGAGUAAAAUUCGGUAGAAUAACUCAACCAACUCCAACUCCAGAGACCACUCCAGUCACUAAACCUGCUUUUGAACCAAUAACUCCAGCUGUUGCACCAGAACCUUCGAAAACUGUACCUCCUACAUCAGCUUUUGUUUUUAACUUGACAAUUAAUAAUAGUUUUACGAUAGGAACGGAACAAGUUAAGUUAACUAUAAGUUCCGAAUUUGGAAAUAAAUACAAAGCUUACAAAUAUUUCGUUACGGAUGGGAAAAUUAACCCUACCAUGUUCACAAUCGGUAAUAAUACACAAUCAGGUCUCCCAGUAAAUGAAGGAUUCGAUUCAAUUACUGUGUAUUUUCAUAAUGAACCACUUGCUACUAAUGAUAUACCUCUUUUGGUUUCAUUCAAUCAAGGAUCUAAAAAUUUUUUAAAUUCAGGAGAUAAUAAUUGGCACGAGUCUGAAACAUCAUUUUUUGAGGAAGAACUUGAUUACGUCAAUUCUAAACUCAACAAUAUUGUAUCUUUAAACCUUUCUAGACGCUCCGACUAUUAUCGUAAUGGAUCUGGUUCAUCAAAUGUAGAAAAAUCAAAAGAUAUGAAUGUAUAUGUAGAGACCGACAAACCGGUAUUAUCAUGGUCGACAUAUACCCACAAACUAGAAGAUGGUGGUCAGGGAGGACCUGUAAGAGGUUUUUAUAUAGGAAAAUUGUUAUUUGGUGAUCGCGAAUUUAGAAUAAAACCACAAGGACAAAUUGAAUCUGUUGAUGUUUAUGGAAAAAAUUUUGAACCAUUCGCCAAUGCUCCAACCGUAUUCAGUGUAAAUUAUACUAAUGGUGACCAAGAAUAUUAUGUAUUUACCUACUCGGAGUACUUGGUUGAUAAAAAUAUUAAUUCGUCAAAUCUAGAACAAAAACUACAAUCGAUUUAG
Molecule: messenger RNA, 1590 nt
Organism: Theileria annulata
Lineage: Eukaryota; Apicomplexa; Aconoidasida; Piroplasmida; Theileriidae
Exons: 1
Coding region: 1-1590 (529 amino acids)
Source: RefSeq, a predicted model, not a curated record